Molecule: messenger RNA, 783 nt
Organism: Torulaspora globosa
Lineage: Eukaryota; Fungi; Ascomycota; Saccharomycetes; Saccharomycetales; Saccharomycetaceae
Gene: NFU1
Product: Nfu1p
Exons: 1
Coding region: 1-783 (260 amino acids)
Biological process (GO): iron-sulfur cluster assembly
Cellular component (GO): mitochondrion
Molecular function (GO): iron ion binding; iron-sulfur cluster binding
Source: RefSeq, a predicted model, not a curated record
AUGUUUGCUCGUGUGUUACGUUCCUCUAUUGCAAUGAGGAGUGGACCAAGACCAUCCUAUUUGGCCCAGAGGUGGAUUAACGUAAAGACGCUGACGACUCCUAAUGAGAACGCUUUGAAGUUCAUCUCCACUGAUGGCGAGCUGCUACAAGAUCGUGGUGCCGAUAGUAUAGAGAUCAAGAAUACCGACGAAGCUCUAGUGGAGCACUCCAAGCUGGCACAGCAAGUAUUCCUGCAAUGUCCCGGAGUUGAGUCGCUGAUGAUUGGGGACGAUUUCCUGACAGUUAAUAAGGAUAGUCUGGUUCACUGGAAUCAGAUUUCACCCAAGGUCGUCGAAUUGCUGACGCAAGCGUUGGCGUCAGGCGAAAGCGCAGUCUCCGAGCAGUUCCACACGGUGAGGAAAAGCGUUCAAGUGGGUUACGACGUUUCGGUUCCCAAGUUUGAGCUGACAGAGGAGGAGCAAGAGAUAAGCGACAUGGUCGACGAGCUGAUCCAGACUAGGAUCAGGCCUGCGAUCCAAGACGACGGGGGCGACAUCGUGUACCGCGGGUUCGAUCCCAAGACGGGGACAGUCUACCUUAAGUUGCAGGGAGCCUGCAAAUCCUGUUCUUCCAGCGAGGACACUCUGAAACAUGGUAUUGAGUCUAUGUUGAAGCACUAUGUGGAGGAGGUCGAGCAUGUGGAGCAAGUGCUCGAUCCGGAAGAGGAAGUCGCACUCAAGGAAUUCGACAAGUUCGAACAGAAGCUUCAAUCGAAGUCUCUUCCCGAAUCCAUGCAAUUGUGA